AUGGCUCCCUUCUCGCCUCAUGCUGGGGAAUCUCCGAGUUCAAGCCCCAGGCUGCGUUCAGAGCUCCCCCAAUAUUCCCCCAUUCCAGCCACACGCCGCUCCCUGAGCCCCCUCAUCAACACUCCUUUCCCCGGCAUCGAAUUGGAUCGAGCCCAUGAGACCGAGCCCAAGCGGCAUAGCAUCGCCCGUCGCAUAUGGAACAAGAUCACGUCGUCGUUGGAUUGGGAGGAGUUAGGCUUCUUCGCGCUUCUCUUGAUAGGCUUCGUGUUCUUCUUCGCGUUUGGCGUUGCUUUCUCAUUCGGCCUGAACGUCGCGUCCGUCUACGUUGGUGGACGCAUCCUCCACUACAAAACAUCCAUAGCGACGAUUUACUACAAUGACACCAUCUCGCCCGCCUUCGCACGUGUCGUACUCGCAGGCAGCGCGAUCGUGGACACACUUGUCGUGUUCAUCACUGUCGGGGCAGUCGUGCUGGCUGAGCGUCGUCACCAAGACAAUUCGGAUGCUGGAGACUGGGCGCUGUGGGGAACACUCUCGCUAGGCAUCAUCACAUCGAGCGCGGUUGCGGCAAGCGUGGGGAUCUUGGUUGUACCUGGGGACCUCGCACCGGAGGGGCUGCGCGCGAUUCAAGCCCUGGCAGCGGGGAGCUUGGGGACGAUUAUUGCGGGGAUCCCGCUUUUCAUUUUCAGUGUUCUGUAUUUCAUUGGAUCGUGAUUGUAUCAAUACUGGGAAGAUGUGUUU
Dichomitus squalens LYAD-421 SS1 is the source of this 741-nucleotide messenger RNA. RefSeq lists its product as uncharacterized. The transcript has a single exon. The record is from RefSeq and is a predicted model, not a curated record. The coding region runs from base 1 to 714 and encodes 237 amino acids. NCBI's taxonomy places the organism in Eukaryota, Fungi, Basidiomycota, Agaricomycetes, Polyporales, Polyporaceae.